Molecule: messenger RNA, 1893 nt
Organism: Drosophila innubila
Lineage: Eukaryota; Metazoa; Arthropoda; Insecta; Diptera; Drosophilidae
Product: mucin-2
Exons: 4
Coding region: 542-1816 (424 amino acids)
Source: RefSeq, a predicted model, not a curated record
GGAUUGAGCUGGGGCACAAGGAACAACAACUUGAUUCGGUUGUAGUUGAUAUGAAGGAGAAGAUCCUGGUGGAAACACGUUCACAAUAAUGUUGGAACCUGAAUAAAAAUGACAUAUUACAUAUUAUGAAAUACACAUAAGUUCCACUUACCGCUUCCACAUUGGGACGUGUUGAACCCCACACAAAGACCAUUCUGAAGAACAUAGGGCGGAUUACAAGUAUAAGUUGCGCAUUGAACGUUGACAGAAUUCUGUGGAGAUUGAGCUGUCGCAAACUUAAAUCCGAGCAAAAGCCAAGGCAGUAAUACAACUUGAUAGGCGAACAUAGCGAUUAGAACUGAGCUGAAAACCAAAACAAAUGUCUCUCACCUAUAUUGAUAUAUUUAAUAAUCAAAACGUGCAGCCGCUUGCGAAAGGUUAUCGGAUCGGGGCAAUUAUGUUUUUGUCACCGUGAAAUCAUUUUUCGGCGUCUCUCUCAGUUAGUCGUCAUCGGAGCUCAGUUGUUAGAACAUCGCUUUAAAUCGGAAGCUGCCGGAUUAUCAUGUCAAUUUCAUUUUGUGCAAUUUUGUCGCUUGUUUUUGCUAUUUACGGAAGCGUUACUGUAGCGGAGGCUUAUCAAAAUGAUGGUGGAGCGGACAUGGUGUGUCCAGUUGGCUAUGAAUUAAAGGAUAAUAUGUGCUACAAGAAGAACCGAUGUGAAGAAGGCUACUUUCUUCACACCGAUGGAAUGUGCUAUUUACUCAAUCCAAAGCCCUGUCCGCUUGAGACAACAACCUCACCAAUAGAAGAACCCACCACAACAGAAACAUCCACCACAACCACAGAAGAACCCACCACAACCACAGAGGAACCCACCACAACCACAGAAGAACCCACCACAACCACAGAGGAACCCACCACAACAGAAGAACCCACCACAACCACAGAAGAACCCACCACAACAACAGAAGAGCCCACCACAACAACAGAAGAACCCACCACAACCACAGAAGAACCCACCACAACCACCAGCACAGAAAACCCAAUUGAAGCACCUAUUGAACAAGUUCGCUGUCCACCUGGUUCCAUAUUCCUUAAUGAACAAUGCCGAAAGAUUAUCUGCUCCCAAGGUGAAUAUCAUAACGGUCGCUGUUUAUCAUCAGCUUGUCCCGUGGGCACAGUGUGGCGCAAUAAACGAUGUCAGUCGCCGGGUUACAUCACAACAAUAUUGGAAAUUGAUAAUGUGGUCAAAAAUCAGUUUAAGUAUCAAGCUGUCACUGAGAAUAUCAAGCGUGUGGAGUAUGAGACUCUAAAGCCCUACGAUCCGAGUUUGGAUUUCAACUAUGAGUCAACGACGCCAAUGACGGUUCCUUCUACAACAACAGCACCCCCAGAGGCUUAUCCAGGUGAAAUACCACCUGAUGGUUGUUGCGUGGUCAAAAGUCCUCGAUUUUGUCGUCCCUAUCCACCCACCUGGGUGUGCUUCAAUCGCCCACAUAAGCUUUGUGAUCGAAGGAUUUGUACGCAUGCUGUAAUCUAUUUGAAGCCCCCACAAAUUGUGCAGCUCACAGAUCCCCCGUUGUUGGUAAUGCCCCCGAAUCCACCAUUAUCAGCAUGCUCUACACCCGAUUGCCUGGAAAGUGAUGUCCUCAAUUGCUCGGGAUGUGCUCUGGGGGAUCGGAAGACGUGCUCCGCGGGCUGCUACAAUUACUUAUGCCCAGGGGGAAAUUGUCAGUUGAAAAACUCUGAGGAUUUUUGUGCACUGUAUCCUGGUGGUUUUGGAUGCAACAAAAGCGAUGGAUGUAUUUGGGAUUGGUGCACUGAAAAGUGUCGUUGAUGUAUACGCUGAAGAACUUUGCUUUGACAUUUAAUAGUUUAAAUCAAUAAACUUAAUGCGGUGAUUGAUUUUCUUAA